Messenger RNA from Nannospalax galili (Upper Galilee mountains blind mole rat), 1700 nucleotides. RefSeq names its product WT1 interacting protein (gene Wtip). The annotation marks the transcript as partial. Lineage: Eukaryota; Metazoa; Chordata; Mammalia; Rodentia; Spalacidae. The transcript is spliced from 8 exons. The record is from RefSeq and is a predicted model, not a curated record. Gene Ontology annotation, cellular component: transcription regulator complex; P-body; adherens junction. Gene Ontology annotation, molecular function: transcription corepressor activity. Gene Ontology annotation, biological process: cytoskeleton organization; negative regulation of hippo signaling; response to hypoxia.
GACCCGCGCCCCGGCCCCGGGCUGCAGUCGGGGGGCAGCGCGCGCUCCAGCGUGUCCAGCCUGGGCUCCCGCGGCUCUGCGGGCGCCUAUGCCGACCUGCUGCAACCGGUCCUCGGCCCCGCGCCUGCGCGCUCCCCGGAGCCCGUCCCGUUCCCGCUGCCUUCGCUGCCGCUGUCCCCGGGUCGGGACGGCGGUCCGAGCGCGGCCGAGCGGCGGCUGGAGGCGCUCACCCGGGAGCUGGAGCGCGCGCUGGAGGCGCGCACGGCGCGGGAUUACUUUGGCAUCUGCAUCAAGUGUGGGCUUGGCAUCUACGGAGCGAGGCAGGCGUGCCAGGCCAUGGGGAGCCUGUAUCACACCGACUGUUUCAUCUGUGACUCCUGUGGGAGACGACUCCGUGGGAAGGCCUUCUAUAACGUGGGCGAGAAGGUGUACUGCCAGGAGGACUUCCUGUACUCCGGGUUCCAGCAAACAGCUGACAAGUGUAGCGUGUGUGGACACCUCAUCAUGGAGAUGAUCCUGCAGGCCCUUGGCAAGUCCUACCACCCCGGCUGCUUUCGCUGCUCUGUGUGCAAUGAGUGUCUGGAUGGGGUACCCUUCACUGUGGAUGUGGAGAACAACAUCUACUGUGUCAGAGACUACCACACGGUGUUUGCACCCAAAUGUGCCUCCUGUGCCCGCCCCAUCCUCCCUGCACAGGGCUGUGAGACAACCAUUCGUGUGGUGUCCAUGGACAGAGACUACCAUGUGGAAUGUUACCACUGUGAGGACUGCGGGCUGCAGCUGAGCGGGGAGGAUGGACGCCGCUGCUACCCCCUGGAGGGGCACCUGCUCUGCCGCCGCUGCCACCUGCGGCGCCUCGGGCCUGGCCCGCUUCCCUCACCGGCUGUGCACGUGACUGAGCUCUGAGCAGCAGCCGCGGGCGGUGUGGGAGGGCGGUUUGGAGAGGUGGCCCACGAGUGUCUACCUUCCUGCCCCACCUCCCACCGAGCUGCUGUCCCUUCCGCAGGGGCUGGACCCCCGCGAAGAAGCGAUUUCUAUUUAUUCACCUUCGUGCCUCCUCAAGCCACUUCCCUUCGCUGGGAACCAUCACCCGGCUUUGGGUUCCAGGACCCCCUGCACCCUGAGGCCCUGGGACAGGCUGUGGGUCUCCUUCCUCAGCUAGUUCUCAGCAGGUGCUGCCUCUCUCAACUGGGAAGGAGCCGAAGGUCAGGGCCUGCAGGAGGGUGGGCAGGAUGCCUUAUUUGUGUGGGAUUACAGAGCCAGGAGCGAAAUCUUGGGAACAUGAUUUGGCCCCUGGCCUUGAUGGGUCAUUUCAGAAACUAUUUCCCCCCAUCUCUGGCUCCUGGCUUGAGGGUGGCCCAGGCAUCCUCGGCCUCACAAUUCCAGCCGCAGGAUUGGACCACGAUGGGGGUGGGGGGCUCUGCCCACCUGACUGGGGGGAGCACCUGUGCAUGCCCACUGUGUAUCAGGCCCCACCACAAAACGAAAUGAUUUGACUUAAAUUAAGUCCCCCCCUUGGAAGAUAUUUGCAUUUUCUUUAAAAGAAUAUAGUUUUCUUCUAAAAAUUUGGACCAAGGUGGUGGUUUCAUAACAUCGCAGCAGACUGCAAAUGUAUUAUGUACCACAUUGUUAGAGUUGAGGUGGUAAGAACAUUGUAGUUUUAACUUUUUGUAUAAAUUUUUCCAGAAUCUCUCAGCAUG